Molecule: messenger RNA, 2899 nt
Organism: Zophobas morio
Lineage: Eukaryota; Metazoa; Arthropoda; Insecta; Coleoptera; Tenebrionidae
Product: cullin-4A
Exons: 5
Coding region: 161-2527 (788 amino acids)
Biological process (GO): ubiquitin-dependent protein catabolic process; DNA damage response; protein ubiquitination
Cellular component (GO): Cul4-RING E3 ubiquitin ligase complex
Molecular function (GO): ubiquitin protein ligase binding
Source: RefSeq, a predicted model, not a curated record
CACUGUGUUUUGACAGCCGCUGUAGCACUUGUAUGUUGUGUUGUUGCAAAAGAAAAUUUUAGUAUCUUCUAGAAAAUAGUUAAAAUGUUUAGUUAAUAACUGUGUUUGAUUUAUUUUCGCAAUUAAUUUAUUAAGUUGUAAGAGUUGGUGAUGUUUUUCUAUGUCAAGACACGUUAGUAAGAUUGGGGACCCUAGUCCUUUGAAGAGGUUGGACGAGCCACAAAUAUCGAAAAAAAUACGAUUAGAAAUAGAAGUUGAUGAAAACAUGAGCGACAAUUCGCCGGACCGAAACAGAAGAGCAAAUUUUUCAAAUGUGAACGGCGUCAACAGGAAUUUAAACAUCCACUCGGUUAAGCCGACAACCAAAAAGCUCAUUAUAAAGAAUUUUAAAAGUGAACCAAAGCUCCCUGAUGACUACAAUGAAACGACUUGGAAGAAACUCAGCAGUGCUGUUAUUGCUAUUCAGCAAUCAAAACCCAAUGAAUAUCUCCUCGAAGAGCUGUACCAAGCCGUGGGCAACAUGUGCAGUCAUAAAAUGGCUUCAGAACUUUACAAGAACCUGUUCGAACUCAUCGACGCUCACGUGCGUAGCAAUAUCGAGAAGUUCAAAACGGAAACAAUGGAUAGAUUACUAUUCUUGAAGAAAAUGAAUGACACUUGGCAAUCUCAUUGCAAUCAAAUGAUCAUGAUACGAGGUAUUUUUCUUUGUUUAGAUCGCACAUAUGUCUUGCAGAACCCAAACAUUUCUUCAAUUUGGGACAUGGGCUUAGAUUUGUUUCGUAAAUACUUCAUGUUGCAUACAUUAGUGCAAACUCGUGUGGUGGAAGGUUUACUCAUGUUGAUAGAACAGGAAAGACAAGGCGAUAAAGUCGACAGAAUCUUACUUAAAUCUCUUUUACGUAUGCUAACAGAUUUACAAAUUUAUAACAAAGCUUUUGAACAGAAAUUUCUACAAUCGACUGAACGUCUUUAUGCUGCUGAAGGUCAGAGGCUUAUGCAAGAACUUGAAGUGCCUGAGUUUUUGGCUCAUGUAGAUAAAAGAAUUCAUGAAGAAAACGAACGGGUUUUACAUUAUCUAGACUCUAGUACAAAGUAUCAGUUAAUUCAUACUGUAGAAAAACAGCUGCUUAGUGAACAUAUUAAUAAUAUUUUACAAAAGGGGCUUGACAAUCUGCUCGAGGAAAAUCGUCUACAUGAUUUAUCUCUUCUGUAUCAACUGUUUAGUCGGGUUAAAAACGGCCUGCAGGAACUUUGCCACGCUUUUAACGCUUUUAUUAAAAAACAAGGACGCACUAUUGUUAUAGAUCCUGAAAAGGAUAAAACUAUGGUUCAAGAACUACUUGAUUUUAAAGAUGCUAUGGAUAAUAUUGUUGCUAGCUGCUUUAAGAAGAAUGAAAUGUUUAGCAACUCACUCAAAGAGGCGUUUGAACACUUCAUCAACCAAAGGACUAACAAACCAGCUGAACUCAUAGCAAAGUUUGUGGACUCUAAGCUACGCGCUGGCAACAAAGAGGCUACAGAAGAAGAACUGGAACGUCUUCUGGACAAAAUAAUGGUAUUGUUUAGGUUCAUCCACGGCAAAGAUGUGUUCGAGGCGUUCUAUAAAAAAGACUUAGCGAAAAGAUUGUUGGUGGGUAAAUCAGCUAGCGUGGAUGCUGAGAAAAGUAUGUUGAGCAAAUUAAAACAAGAGUGCGGUGGAGGCUUUACAUCGAAAUUGGAAGGAAUGUUCAAAGAUAUGGAGUUGAGUAAAGACAUAAAUGUAGCUUUCAAGCAACAUUUGAACAUAAACACACCCGAAUUGAUGCCCCUUGAUAUGACUGUGAAUAUUCUCACCAUGGGAUAUUGGCCAACUUAUUUGCCCAUGGAUGUAACGUUGCCUGCUCAAAUGGUCAAAUUUCAAGAUAUUUUUAAGGAGUUUUAUUUGAGUAAACACAACGGGAGGAAGUUGCAGUGGCAACCCACUCUGGGACACUGUGUUUUGAAAGCUAGAUUUAAAGCGGGGCAAAAGGAAUUGGUUGUGUCACUAUUUCAAACACUCGUAAUACUCCUGUUUAAUGAGUCUGACGAACACGGUUUUGAGUAUAUUAAAGCAGCUACUAAUAUAGAGGAUGGCGAGUUGAGGAGAACUCUACAGAGUUUAGCCUGUGGUAAAGCCAGAGUUCUUAACAAAAUACCCAAAGGUAGAGAAAUUGAAGAUAACGAUAAAUUUAAAUUCAAUAAUGAUUUUGUAAAUAAGUUGUUCCGCAUCAAGAUUAAUCAAAUACAAAUGAAGGAAACCACGGAAGAGCAGAAAGCCACUGAAGAGAGGGUAUUCCAAGACCGCCAGUAUCAAAUUGAUGCCGCCAUUGUUAGAAUAAUGAAAAUGCGGAAAACUCUUAGUCAUAAUUUGCUCAUUAGUGAACUUCUGGGGCAGCUUAAAUUUCCUGUUAAGCCUUCUGAUUUGAAGAAACGUAUCGAGUCUCUGAUUGACAGAGAUUACAUGGAGCGUGAUAAAGAUAAUUCCAAUCAAUACAAUUAUGUUGCUUAAAUUAUUUUAUUAGUAUCUUUAUUUGCAAGUCCAUGUAUUAUUAUGUUUGUCUUUAUCAAUUUAAUAUCUCCAUUGAAAAUAUUCAAUUCAGUUCUAGUCCAGACUUCCUGGCUUGUAAAUAAUCAUCGUGAACUCUCUCAACUGAUAGAAAAUUGAUUUUUUUUUUUUUUUCAUAAGGAGACUUAGCGGAAUACAUGUGUUUUCGAGACGCUUGUAAAUAUAUUCUGUUCUUUAAAUUCAAUUCUCAAUAUAUUGUAAAUAUAAAUAUGUAAAUGUAAAAAUUAAUUAUGUAUGUGCUUUUACAAUUUGUCUCGGUUUACAGUGUACUUUUUUUCUUUUGUAAUUUAAAUAAAAAAUUACAUGGAUUGAAAA